Messenger RNA from Petromyzon marinus (sea lamprey), 4016 nucleotides. Lineage: Eukaryota; Metazoa; Chordata; Hyperoartia; Petromyzontiformes; Petromyzontidae. The record is from RefSeq and is a predicted model, not a curated record.
UAGGAGUAAGGUGAGUGAUAGGGGUAGUGAUAGGGUUUGGGGUAGUGAUAGGAGUUAGGGUAGUGGUAGUAGUUGUGAUAGGCCUGGUUGUAGCUGGGAGGUGGGGACAGGGUGUAGCAGUAGCAUGGGCGAGGGAGAAGAUUUGAGUUUGAAUGGAGGAACGGAAGCAGGUUAGUCAAGCAUUACCCAUGUUAAAGCCAUCUUAUCUUGAGGCCAGAUGAGAUUGGGCACAUUAUAGUUUUCACGUUUAAAUUGCCAGGUUAUUUUGUUGAUUUCGAGGUGAGAACUCAAGAGACCAGGAUCGUGGCACUGCGCAAAUGACAAAACUAAGCUAUAGAAACGUUAACAUUUACGCGGAUAUCUGUGGAACUAUACAAUAUGUAAACAACCAAGGAUUAUGCGUCAAAUACAACAGUAAGUGUAGUUUUCAUUUUAGCAUAAAAUUGUGAUUGAAAUGGAUGCACCAAAGACGAGGUGAUUUGGUCAUAUGCCUUUGCAAAUGCUGCAUGUUUUCAGGAUUUAUUGUUUAAAAUGUUUUGUAUGGGUAUUGGUUGUUUUAAUCCAGUAAUAUUCCAUACGUACGGUGGGGGAUGGGGGUGGUUCAGUUGUUAACGCACUGCCUUUUGAACUUUUUGUUUGUUAUUGUGACGGCCUUUGUGAAAAUGUGGCCUCGAAAGCCUUGCGGGAUAAACGAGGAAGCUGCAAUGUGCCUUGAGACGUGAGCGGCAGGCGCCUUACAAAUAAAUGUAAAUUAUUAUUAAUGCAUACAUUUUGCAUGCAAUUAUAUGGACGCUUCUCAUUUGCACUCGUGCGUUUCUGUGUAAAUGUUUUUGUUGUUGCUUCUAGCCUUCAGCAGCAGCUCAGACUUCAACUAUACAGCCAACCACUCUACCUGUAACUACUCCUGCCUCAACUUCAAUCCCCGCAACUACACAGUCAACCACUCCACCGACAACUUCAAUUCCCGCAACUACACAGUCAACCACUCCACCUACAACUUCUUCCACCUCAACUUCAAUCCCCGCAACUACACAGUCAACCACUCCACCUACAACUUCUUCUACCUCAACUUCAAUCCCCGCAACUACACAGUCAACCACUCCACCUACAACUUCUUCCACCUCAACUUCAAUCCCUGCAACUACACAGUCAACCACUCCACCUACAACUUCUUCCACCUCAACUUCAAUCCCCGCAACUACACAGUCAACCACUCCACCUACAACUUCUUCCACCUCAACUUCAAUCCCCGCAUCUACACAGUCAACCACUCCACCUACAACUUCUUCCACCUCAACUUCAAUACCCACAACUACACAGUCAACCUCUGCGAAUGCUGCAACAAGCACAACAACAGCAUCAGGAAGUGCGGCAAUCACUCAGUCAACCUCUGCGAAUACUGCAACAACCACAACCGUUGCAUCCGGAAGUGCAGCAAGCACUCAGUCAACCUCUGCGAAUACUGCAACAACCACAACCGUUGCAUCCGGAAGUGCAGCAAGCACUCAGUCAACCUCUGCGAAUACUGCAACAACCACAACCGUUGCACCCAGAAGUGCAGCAAGCACUCAGUCAACCUCUGCGAAUUCUGCAACAACCACAACCGCUGCAUCAGGAAGUGCGGCAAGCACUCAGGCUACAUCCAGUGGAUCCGUCGCUUCGUCUGCAUCAGGGGCGACAGCAGGAGGGAACAGCAGCUCGGGAUCGACGGGGACAGCGGGGAGCACCACGACCUCUUCCGUGGCAACAACCAACGAUUCGAGUCGCACUGAGCCCAUGUCGUGCCUGGCCGUGAUGCUUCUGCUGCUGGCCCCUGUCGCUCUCACUUUGGUAUCACAGUGACCCAUCCCCGUGGCGUUCAGAGGACCUUCAUGUGGAGGAAGAGGUGGAGGAAGAGAAGGAAGGAUGUGAGUGAAAAUCCUCCAAAUCGACGAUAUUCUACAGCAGCGGCAACGGUCGGGGAUUCGAAUCUCGCAGAUGGAAUGCUGUCGUCGAAUCUCCAUGUCCUCCUUUAGUUCAAACUCUUAAUUUUAUGGUUUCAAAUGCGCAACAUGCGCAGGACAGGCAUCGCCAAUUUCAUCAUGGGAAAUAAAUAAAUCAUGACAUGGUAACAAACUAUGUGAACAGGGCGAGCAUGUUUGUUCUAACUUUUAUUAAAACAAUGCUACCUCGAGAGCGAUAAUAUUAACUUUAAAACCCCUUUUGAACUAUCGAUGAAAAUGAAUAAUUACAAAAUGAGGACGAAUUCCUCGUGCUUCUGUGGGGUUUCUGGACAAAGCCGCAACGAGGUAGCCGACACUUUAAUCGUUCGGCAUGAACUUACAUAUUCAUUAAUUUAUUAAAAUAGGUUAUUAUGAUGACGAUUCACGCAUCGCAUUGCGUGACAACCGAUGACAGUACUUUUGUCUCCCAUGUUUUAUGGAAUAGAUUCACUCAUCCCUGCAGCAGUCACUUGAAGUGAUGGUGCGUCCACCACAAUGUCAACAAGAUAUGAAUCGGUUGUUGGAUAGCAAUCGAUCUCAAAUUGUCCCCAAGUAAUUUAAUCAUGAGAGAGAGUGAGUAAAUCGGUCAAUGCCUAUUGCUCAGGUAAAGAGCCUCGUGUUAGGCACAAAUAUUGUAAUCAGUUCACGUGUAGACUAAAUUCAGCUCAUCUGUAGAUUGGAAUCAAGUGACAUGUAGACUGAAGAAUGUUGUCAAGGGAUUCUCCCUGUCCUUUUAUGGAUUUAAUAUUAUAUUAUAAACGACUCACGAUGGUUGGGGCGGUUGAGGGCACGAAUGUCAAUCAUAUUUUGGUGUCAGUAAAACACGAGUCCUGUAAAACAUUGGUCCUGCUUCAUUGUGUUGGCAAAAUUAUGUCGUUCACCAAAAUUUGGCAGCGCGAUCAAACCCAAAAUACACCAAUUUUGAAUCAUACUGUAACUCAUAUUGAUAGAAGAGGGGGCGGUGAGAGGACGCAGGGUUGCUCAUUCAAGAGUCUUUGUCUGAUCUUGACUGACGGAUCUCACGGCAAAUUUAAAGCUCCUUCUCAAUCAUUGGUGCAGGUCGCACAAUUGAGAGAAAAUACGGGAGGACCUGUACCUGGCAGUGGGAGUUUAGAGGCUGAAAACAACGACACGAGUGCCUGUAACCCAGCUUAAGGAAUGAAAAAUAAGAGCAUGUUUAGUUGGGCAAUUCCAAGUACAGACCUCUGACAGUCACUUUUAAAUUUCCCUUUUUUUUACACUUUUAAUUUGAGAACAUUUCAACCCACACCCGCUGUUGGUCGUCACCGUUAACAUGUUACACUCCGACGAGUUCCAGUGUGUUCGUGCAGAAGGCUCGUGUGGUGAACACACACACACGUUAUUGACUGGAACAUUUCAUUUGUUGAAAGGGGGAGUGUUUGAAAUUGGCUGGCAUAUUAUUAUUAUGUCUUUGUAAUGGGCCAUAGCAGUGGUGGUGCUGCAUGUAUUUUGGCUACAAAACUGUUUUUUUUUCCCUUUCUGGCUAAAUGUUAUAAUACUACAAAUUAUAUGUUUCAAUAACUAAUAGACACCUUGCACUAAUGCACUUUUUUCACUCCCCCCCCCCCCCCCAUGGAAAUUGCUAUGUCGUUUUAACCUAUCAUCCCUCCCUAUUUGUUACCAUAGGAAUGUGGAAUUUCCAACCACUAGCUCAGGGCUGUAAAUGGCAAAAGGUGCUGCCCAAUGGAUAAUGUGAGCAGGGAGAUCAUGUGACUUUGAACCGAUAAGUUCCCCACCGUUUAAUGCUAUCUUAUAAUGUGUGAAUAUUUAAGAAUCAUAGAGAGCGAGAGUGUGCGUCAUUUAAGUAAUAUGAUUUGCAAAAUGUAUUGCCUGCACCUGAGAAAUGCUAUUUAAUAUUUUCUCUGUGAUUUUGAAUACCAGUAUUUAUGAGAAAAAAAUAUUUAGAAAAUGUUUUGUAAUUGAAAAACCUCACAAUGUGAAGGUAUGAUUGAAAUCUGCAUGUAAUUUUUCUUGAUGUGUUUUAUUGAGAACGUUAUAACAUUGUCAUGAUAA